Lepisosteus oculatus (spotted gar) is the source of this 6900-nucleotide messenger RNA. It is a transcript of the gene st3gal1, whose product is annotated as ST3 beta-galactoside alpha-2,3-sialyltransferase 1. NCBI's taxonomy places the organism in Eukaryota, Metazoa, Chordata, Actinopteri, Semionotiformes, Lepisosteidae. The record is from RefSeq and is a predicted model, not a curated record. Gene Ontology annotation, biological process: sialylation. Gene Ontology annotation, cellular component: membrane. Gene Ontology annotation, molecular function: beta-galactoside (CMP) alpha-2,3-sialyltransferase activity.
CGUAGGAGGGCGUUCAGAAGCGUGGAACAGCGCUCCGUGUAUAGAAGUAUAGUAUCACUGUGAUGGGAAGGGGAUACUAUCUGCUUCUGUAUUGCGCGAUACUUUUAUUCUUUCUUCCUAGUUACUACAACUCCGCUGAUGCCGAAAAUAGGAUCUUUUUUUAGGGAAUGUUUUCUCAGCUGUCACCUACGUCUAUUCAAGGGGACACCGGUACUCUUUUUUUUUUUUGGAGUCGUGUUUUCUGUAUCCUGAUUUAGUACCGACGGACUGACAAAGAAGACUUCAGGAAUUAGUCCCUGAGGAGAUAACGGUUAAUCACAGUUUUGGAUAGUUUGACAAGUGGAUAAUGGUUAACUCCAGGACAUAAUGCAAACUUUAUGCAACACAACAAACUCAGAAGAAAGAAAAGCGUUUUCAUCCUUGAGGAGCAGCUCUACUCGUCACUCUACAGCCAAGCUGACAGAAACAUUUAUUACCUCCUAGAUCAUCAGCCACCAGGAACACCCAGUUCAUUUGCGUGAUAAGCAACAGAAAAGGAAUUGACCACAAUGGAACAGUACACCGACUGACCCUCUUGAUAACAGAACCUCAUACCAUCUUUAGUCAGCCUUCAUAUUGGUUGUAUUUUCAAAGUGAUAAUAAGUAGCUAUUGAAAAGGCAAUUAUUACCAUUGGCCUGUACUGAUUUUUAAAUGUCUCUUUCUCUUUCUCUAUAACAUAGUAUAGUGCAGUGAAAAGCUAGCAUCCAGUGCCCACUGUGUAACGUCAGCCCUGUAAUUAUAUUUCGUACUACCUUUCUGCUACUCAGCAACCACAAAUGGUAGGUUAAACAAGGCUGUGUUUUCAUUUUCUUUGACGUAUUUGAAUUCUAAAAGGCUGAAGUGCACUGCCUUAAAAGCCCAAGCUGUUUUUGGAAUGCCGAUGUCCUGAAAUUUAGCUUCAAAUUAAAAACUCCAACAUAACACUUAACAUUCCUCCUCACUGCUGGAAUGUUGAGAAAAUUUACAAUGCUCAGCUUCAGGCUCUGGAGCAUGAGAUUUCCCACCCUGACUCUGCUCUUCAUUAUCCUUACCCUCACCACAUUUUUGCUCAGCUACACAUACCAUGAUCCAUCAACAACAUACUUUUAUCUCCUUAAGCUUUCUGGAGGAGCAACUGAAAACCUACCCAAAAGGGUCUGUGCGUGCAAGAGAUGUAUUUCAGAGCCUGAUAUUGUCCCCUGGUUCGAUGAGCGUUUUAAUCAAUCCAUACACCCUUUGAUGUCCAAGAAGAACAGCAUCCUUUCUGAAGACACCUACAAAUGGUGGCAGCGGCUGCAGUCAGAAAACAAUCCGGCCAACUACACAGAGGUGGUGCAGAGACUGUUUGAGGUUAUCCCUGGGGAGGAGAUGUAUGUGGACUGGGGCUCGUCGCGCUGCAGGACCUGUGCUGUGGUGGGAAAUUCUGGGAACCUCAAAGGAUCCAAUUAUGGUGCCCAAAUUGACUCACAUGCCUUCAUUAUAAGAAUGAACCAUGCUCCAACUUUUGGAUAUGAAAAAGACGUUGGGAGUAGAACUACUCAUCACCUCAUUUACCCAGAAAGUGCCAAAAACUUACCAAACUCAACCAUGUUGGUGUUGAUUCCCUUUAAAACUCUUGACCUACAGUGGAUCAUCAGUGCACUAACCACAGGAACAAUUAAACACACGUACAUGCCAGUGUUAUCCAAGAUAAAUGUCAAGAAUGACAAGGUCCUGAUCUACAGCCCUACAUUCUUCAAGUAUGUUUUUGAGAACUGGCUGGAAAAUCAUGGUAGAUAUCCUUCCACAGGUUUCCUUUCAAUAAUGUUUGCUGUUCAUCUCUGUGAUGAGGUGAACGUUUUUGGAUUUGGUGCAGAUGAGAAAGGAAACUGGCACCACUACUGGGAAAACAACCCUUUAGCUGGAGCCUUCAGACAAUCAGGAGUCCAUGAUGGAGAUUUUGAAUACAACAUCACCAUUUUGCUCUCCGAGACUGGCAAAAUUAAUAUUUUCAAAGGCAGAUGAUGCCUGGACAACCAGGAUGACUUUUCAUGAAUGGAAACAGGUAUAAUUGAGCAGCCUUAAUACAAUUUAAACAUGGAGAGGAAAAGUGGAAUGGGAAUCUCUUCAUAGCUGUUUACAAAAGAAGGGAGCUCUUGUUAACUCUGAAGAGUUCAGCAGAACUACUCUGAAGAAUUAACAUCAACACUGUUUAACAAACGUGGAGUCUCUGGGAUGCUUGUCCUACAUAUUCUGAUGGAAGUGAAUAUUUGCUAAUCACACACAAAAUUAUGUAUAUUGCUGUUAUAGAUGGUUGGGAGAUUUUAAAUACGUGCAGACUGCCACUGUUUCUGUGUGGAAAACUGUUGGUUACUUGACAAUAAUUGUCUUGGGCAACAUGGGCAUCUUAGGCCCUGUAGACAACAUAAGGUGGACAUUUUCAGACAGGCCUUUGUAUGCCAGCAGUAUGAACAAUAAUAAAAUAAAACAUUAAUGUUAGCAAUUUCUUGACUUUAAUAUUUUAUAUUGUUUUUAAUCAGAUUUGGACAAAGCUUAGUGGUUUUAUAAACCAUUUUUUAAAGAAAAAUAUUUACAGUUUUACCAAAUACUUUACAAACCUUUACCAAUGGAAAAGUUGUGUUAUGCUAAAUGUUGGAAAGGGUCUAUCAAUGCUUUAAAAUAGACUUUUUAUUUGUUAAUGAAUUUUAGUGGGUUGUAUGUAUUGCCAAAAGCAAGAGUUUUGGAGUGUACUGCUAAAGUGGACUGAUAAGCCAAACUGAGCAGCUGUUUAACAUAACCAGAAUUGUGAUUAAGCACCAACUAAAAUAUUUACUUUUAUUUGUAAUAAGUCACAUUACACUGAGGCUUUUAACACUGUUUUCAUUUAGAUAUAUUGAAUUUUUAAGCCGUUAUCCCAUCAAUAUCGCAGACUUGGAAAAUCUGACAUUUGUCAAAUCUUUAAAGCUAUUUAUUUUAAGAUGUAAUUUGGUUUCAAACUAAUCAUUACUGUAUUAUCAAUACAUGGCCUGAUAUCUGUUAGAGAAAUUCAGUAUGUAUAUGGUAUGUGUGGUGUGGCCUGCUGCAUGAAGCAUUACUAUAGUGAGAAAUGUUUAUACAGUAAAAACCCAAAUUCUAUUAGACAAAUACUCAAAAUGUAUCGCUUCAGUACAAUGGACACUACAAUUAAAAGCUGAAUUAGUCAUUUGUAAUUAGGAAGGGUAUUACAGUUUACAUUGAAAGCAGGUGUAAUAAUAAUAAAUUAUAAAAUUAUUUUUUGGAAAUUAUGAAACAGUAUCAACAGUGUAAUUAAGGGACAUUUUGUCCUAAAUCAUUGACCUUUGACCUCACCAUUAAGGACUCUUGCUUUUGGUUCAGAAUUCAGUAUAAAUGCCUAGGUAAUGAAGUCAUUUACUGAAAGAUAUGAAUAGGUAGUGGGCCAAAUUAAUCAAAAUGUAUGCACUUUGAUUUCUUGACUGGCUGGUUGCAUGCUGAAUUUUAAGUGUGAAGUAUAAAAUGUUGUUCUAAAGUCUGUGUUGCCCUUUAGUGAACAUUGUAUGUGAAAUUUCUAGUUUUAUGAUCUUGUAAUUCCUUAUCUUUCAUUGAACUUUUUCUAGUUCUCAUGAUGACAGUUCAUUUAGCCUGUAUUUUGUCAGCUUCCUGAAUUCGUUUUUUUUUCAUUAUUCCAUUGCACUGUGUAGAGACUGCAAAGUUCAUGGUAAUGAGGCUUUUCAGGGGAUAUUUAUAAUUGUUAUGGAGGUCUAUAAAUUAGUAUUUAAGGCUUUGCUGAGCUUGACUGGUUGGGAACCGUUAGUAGAAAAUUUAUUUUCACAUAACAAAUCUGUAAAGAGGUUCUUGAACUGUGGAUUUAUAUUUUUUUUAUGAAUGUCCCAAUUUGCUGCCCUCCAAAAGUUAAUAUUAUCUGCUUUCAUUAUUUAUAGUCUUUGUUUCUAAUCAGCCUAAGGGCAGACUUCAACUAUUUACAAAUUUGGAGACAUGGAAGGAAAUUGAAGGGACUGCAAAAACCACAGGCACACCAGGAGAGCUUGGAAAGCACACAUACAGUAUAGACUCUGCAUCUUGUAAUAAUGGAAUGAAUUGCAAGUGAAAGGUUUGUCUAUUAUGUUUUAGGUUGCUUACUUUCAACAUUGAAUAUUUAUUAUAUUCAUUAACAGUUGUAUUAAAUAGGUUUAGUAAUUGAACAUUUUAGCUUAUCUCAUGAUUUGAGUUAUGUGGCAAAAGGCCUUUUGUGUUAUUUGGAGUACUUUCUGUGCCACUUGUGAUUCACAUUGACAAUUCACCAUAUGAUAGUGGCUUUAGGCAUAUUCUUGCAGUAUUCUAAUGAAUCUACUUUUAUAGAAUCAUAAUUAUACUUAAACAUUUGCUUGUUACAUUUCCUUGUUUCAUCUCUAAAUCUGAUUUACGAUAGCAUGUCUUUUUACAGAUCACUCACAUCAAUAAAACAUACCUUUAGGAGUCUUUUAUAUGGAUCCAUGCACAGAUGGCUGUAUGAAUCAUCCAAGCGAUUGACUUAAUUUCUUUUCAGAGCUCUUCUGGCAAGUUAAGUUGCCAGUUACAAUACAUUAAUUUAUCAGUAUCGCAUCUCCUUUUCCACUGUUUCUGUUUCCAACUCUAAUACAUAGUUAGAGGAGUGUAAAAUAAUAAAAAGGUGAAAACAUGAGGCAAUGAUCUGUAGAAUUUAUCAUUGGUAGUUGAAAGUAAGCAAGCCUAAUUCUUGUGCACACAGAACUGCUUAAUAGGGAAGGAUCUUGACUCUUCUAUGGAAUUUAAACAUUUCUGGAGUAAAAUGUGUGGAUAUUUCACUUUUAUGAAGGACACAACCAAGUAAGGUAUGAAGUGUUUGUCAGAUGUGCUAAAAGAGCCCAUGCUGCAAUAUGUAACAUGCAUGAGCCACAUUGGCCCACUAUUAUAAAGUGCCUUAAUAAUGUCUAAUAUGAUUUUGAACAGAUAGCAGUGAAUUGUGCCUUCUUAAUCUUGCAUUACUUUUAUGCCGUUUUUCUUUAAUAACAUGUAAAUGGUAUAGUGUUACUCUGUUGAAAGUGCGUUUUUUCUUUUUAUUAGUAGUGGCUAAAAUAUCCCCUUGAUUUUAGGACACUUGAGAAAUGUUCCAGAUAACCCCAUUUUGCAUCUCCUAUUUUCAGCAUAACGUACUAUAACAUUCCAUUAAAGAAUUUUCAGGGUAGGUGAAAGCCUUUUCACUGCAGUGAAAUCAAAAGACAAAAGGAUUUUCAUUUUCGUCAAUUUUCCAUUUUUGAUGGAAGGAUGCAUUACCUUUUCUAUGAAGGAUACGCUUCUUAAUUAGCACGAAACUGAGCCUGAUUUUUUUUUGUAAGGAAAAUAAAGAAGUGUAAUUCUCAGUUUAAAAGCUGCAGUAUAUUUAUUUUGAGUGUGGUGCCAUGAGAUCCUGUUUUCCACAGACAACAGCACAUUUGACGUUCAACAUUAUUCACAGAAAUUCUGUGCGUCCUUGAUUAGGCCAGUGACUAAGCACUAGCAGAUAGUGCUUACUUUCGAUAUGAGGUGGAAAAUUCUGCAAUAUUUAUGAUAAAACUAAAUACAAAAUAAAACAAUGUUUCUGCCACUUGUUUUACUGACAUUUCUCAUGGAGACGCAUUCAUUUUUAAACCACUCACUCUUUACUGCAUCAACAUGGGGAAUCAGAGAGAUUUGUUUUGCUGUGCUAAACUUGGUUGUUUAAUUAACAAACAAGUUAAGCUCAUUAAAAGAAAGAAAAAGAUAAGCAAAUCUAAUUUAUACAGCUUUUGAUUUGAUCUAGGCCUAUGUCUGUGAGUAGAACAGGAUUCUCAUAACUAUUACAUAAGGAGAAGCCAAACCAUCCAGCACUGUGUCCUUUUCCAUUAUUUAAUUUAGUCGUUCUCAAGUUUUAAGUGUAUAGUUAGCAAUCGGUGAAAGAUAUUUGGAACAUGAGCUAUAGCUCUGGUCUCUUUUCUGUUUUUUCAUGCUCUAGCAAAACUGGGUAAAAAGAAAAAAGAAAAAGAUACCAAUUAUGGAGUCAUCUUCAAGAAAAAAAAAUCUUUACGUGGAGAUUAUUCUUCACAUCUCCCUAACUAAUCACAUCACAUCACUUCAAGUGAAAGAUUUGAUUAUCAAGUUCUAGUAUAUUGAAGUGGCAUUUCUUGAUUCUUUAAUGACACAAAACUAAGUUUCUGAUAACCUUAAUUAGUUUUAGUUGAAUUUUUCUGCUUUAAUAUUUAUAUAGCUUUUCUUCUCUCAGCCACAACCUUAAAUUUUUCUUAUUGGGUAGAAAAGGAGGUAUUUUGCACAUAAUAUCACUUGAGUAAAAUCAUUUUUAAAAUGUGAACAUUCAGUUGAUAAAAAUAAUGUUGUACAGCUGUAAUCCUUUUCCAGCAUAAAUUAGUUGUGAGAGACGUGGGUUUGAAUUUUUAAGACUGUUUUCUAUGAAACCUCAUAAAACUGACAAUAAUUGUAAACAAUGAGUAAUUUAGUGUUAUGUGUUUUGUGAUUUCCCUUUACUCGCCGUGCCUUCGACUUAAACUAAUGUGGAAUAAGUGUGAGGCGCUUUGUUUAAUUUUAUGUCUUUGUAUUUUUAAAAUGCUGCUGGUUCCUGUUUUUAUGCUUUAUAAAAUGAAUCAUCGGUAAUGUGGGAUAAGGCUUUUUUUCAUUAUUAUGGGUACUUUCUGUGACAUGAGCAUUCAUAUCAAUCAUUGACUGUCCCCCACAUAUUGAUAGCUUCAGUUUGUACAUUGUUCUUAUUAUAUUUCAAAAUUAUUUUUAAAAACACUAUAAUUAUAAUUAUUUCUUGGCUUGUCCCCUUGUUCCAUCUCCAAAUCUGUUUUUUGGUAGAAUGUUAUACAUCGCUCAAAUCAAUAAAAACACCUGAGUCUUUUCAGGACUUAUAUACA